AUGGCUGGCACACGUCCCACACGUCAAAACAACACGCUCAUUGCCCACCCGGAGCUGGGCCGCAGUUUGCCGCCUGAAGAUCCCUCCAUCGUCGAUCGGCGCCACGGCAUGACCUCCAACUACAUUGCUCAGCAGCACUCCAAUCGGGAGGCGUUGCGUGAAGCGCGCCGUCAACCUCUACAGUUCAAGGCUAGCGUCCCCAUGGCCAACCGGGAUGCACCUGAUUCAGCCUUGGGCACGCGCCCGCUUCGUGGCACCCUGCGCACCAACCCCUUGAUCGCCAAGGCACCCUUGGGGAGCUCCGCGCGAGCUGGGGUCAAUGCGCGCGCACAAAGCAUGACGCAUGGUCGGAUCAACGUCAAGACGGACAGCGUUGCCAAUGCCAUGGCUUGGUCGCGGGCCCAGCCCGAAGCUGUUUCAGCUUUGACCACUCCGGCCUCCACCACACACUCGGCCUCCUCCAACGGCUCAACUGGCCGUGGUCUCGACUACGUGGCCAUGAACAAACUGGCGCUGCGCCACGGGCUCACCAGUGCCAAGGACCAGUUGGCGCUGCGCCAGUCCCAUCGGCUUGAGCGCAAGUCGUCCACCAACAACACCACCCCUGGCCGCCGUCUGCGCGGUCCCACCGUGCAAGACGCGUCCCAGCCCGCCGGCGCCACCAAUCGGUUUGAUGGCAGCGUCGGAGAGUUGAUGAGCUUUGAGCCCCAGCGCCAGUAUUUGCUGCAGCGGCAAGCAAGCGAGGCUCAGCACCGACAAGAGGUGCGCGAGUCUCGCCGCGUGGGCAUUCCCACCACCAAAACCGUUCUUUUGCGACAAAAGAUGCGGUCACCACCACCCUCGGCACCGUGGAAGAUGAGCCGCUUUGAGAAAAAUGCGCAGCCAGCCAUCUCUUCGUUCCGCUCGCCCCGUGCGCGGCAACAGGCCUUGGAGCGCCAUCAGUUUGAGAGCGUGGAUCGGAUGGGCACGUUGGGCCAAGGCUUGCAUGCUGCAACCCUUUAG
This is a messenger RNA of Monosiga brevicollis MX1, 1002 nucleotides long. RefSeq lists its product as uncharacterized. The transcript is spliced from 5 exons. Bases 1 to 1002 code for a protein of 333 amino acids. The record is from RefSeq and is a predicted model, not a curated record. NCBI's taxonomy places the organism in Eukaryota, Choanoflagellata, Craspedida, Salpingoecidae.